This is a messenger RNA of Pleurotus ostreatus (oyster mushroom), 1959 nucleotides long. RefSeq lists its product as uncharacterized. The transcript has 7 exons. Gene Ontology annotation, cellular component: nucleus; mitochondrion. The coding region runs from base 1 to 1959 and encodes 652 amino acids. Gene Ontology annotation, biological process: interstrand cross-link repair. Gene Ontology annotation, molecular function: single-stranded DNA 5'-3' DNA exonuclease activity. NCBI's taxonomy places the organism in Eukaryota, Fungi, Basidiomycota, Agaricomycetes, Agaricales, Pleurotaceae. The record is from RefSeq and is a predicted model, not a curated record.
AUGUCCGACUCUGAAGAUUCGUACGGAGGGUACGACCUCUCAGAGUUUACCGAAGAGGACUUUGCUCGCAUUGAUGCUGCAAUAUCCAAUAUUUCGACGCCCCCACCGAUAACCUCGCCGCCAAACGGAGGUCCGAAGCUUGCAAUCACCCUGGAGUUAUCGCUUCCUGAUUGCCCAGCGGAAGUUGGCUCCUCAAGUAACGACACCGUUACCCCAAUCUCACUCGACAAAACCGUCACUGUGUCUGAGAAUAGCCCCCUACGCCGAUUUCGAAGAAAGGGGUUCCUUUCCGUAACAGAUUUGGUGUCACCAGCAUGGUGUGAACUUCAGUUUGAUUAUGGAUUGCGGCAGAAGCGGUUCCUGAAGCCCCAGCAUCGACCCAAGUCGUUUGUUUCGGGCUCAGGGAAAGAGAUAAUGGUGCAGCAAGCUAUCGCACAAGAAAACUUCCAAGUUCAAAAGAAGGGCCAUUCUGUACACAAGGCCCUUGAGCGUGAAGUUAAGCCAGAGGCAAUACCCAUCCGCGUCAGAACAGAGGAAGAACGAUGGGCUCUAAGACUUGUCAAUAUGAUGGCAUGCUUUGAAUCCCUUAAGCUUCUUGGGCUUGCACGUGAAAUCCCUAUAUUUGGGAUUGUGGAUGGUCAAGUCGUCGUAGGCAUCAUCGAUGAACUCACGCGACUGCAAGUCACCGAGGAGGGAACUUCUUCGAAACGCGGCUCCGACUACGGGCAAGAAACUCCUCGGAAAAGACACAAGUCACCCUCUGACGAGGCACGAACAUCUGAGGAGUCGACCCCCGCGCUCUCCAUCCUCGAUCUGCUGGUCCAACAAAGCAGCGAUCCACCUAAGUCACCGAAAUGGAAAGCAACGGCUCCACCCCGCCGGACUCCCCUGUACAUGCUGCACGUCCUCGACACAAAGUCUAGACGCACGGACUCGCUGCCUCCGCACGCAGACACACUUCCAUCCCGACUCCAAGUAAUGCUAUACCACCGUUUAUUAGACAAUAUCCUCACCGCGCCCACCGGCGGCACGUUCGACAUCAACGAAAUAUGGAAGAAACUCGAUUUGGAUCCGUUCAAACCGUUCUCCGAUGAAUUCUUAGUCCAAGCAGGGUUAAUCCCUGACUUUGACGACGAACGUGUCCCCCAACCAACCGCGAACUGCCUUGACAAGCUAGUUCACACUUGGCAUCACACAGUGGCCGAUUUAGAGGUCAUUGGUGUGUCGCCGUUGCUGGAAUUGGUCUAUCGCAAGCAACCGCAAAGUCGCAAAGGCAAGGAACGCUGGAGCAAAGCCACCGAAAUCAAUAUCACGGUGUCCAAAGAGGAUGUUGCCGAUCAAGAAGAAGAGAAGAGCAUAGCGGCGGCAAUCCUCGCCAGCAUCUCUGAAUCCAGCGUGGAGGAAGACAAUCAGCUGACUCUAGCCAUUCAGGCCAGCCUCGAGUCGUAUGGGCGAGAGCGAGACGGAAUAACGGGCGACGGACCGUCGAAUAUCGAUGAAUCUGCUAAUAUGCAGAGCAGCAGCGUGGUACAUGCCGCAGAAGUUGUGCCUGCCGCCGCUACGGGAAGCAUGCCUUCGGCUCCGCGGGUAGGGUCGCCCUCGCUCGCUGGCACGCCACCCCCAGUUGCUCCCGCAUUAGCUACUCCCCUCCCGACGGCCAUUCAACGCGAAGACACCUUGCCCGCAAUCGCCGAAGGGCCGGUUCACAAUUUGACUGAUGCAGUAGAGUCGAAGGGAUAUAUCAUAGGGACCAAGAAGUUCCUCAUGGACGAUAUUUUACUCGAUGAAUACCUCAGGGGUGUUCUUGACUGGUGGCGAGGGCACCGAGAGGCGCGAGGCGUUGCCGAGUCGGAGGUUAAGCGAUGCAAUACAUGUGAGUAUUGCGACGGAUGCGAGUGGCGAGAAGCGAAGGCCACUGAGAUGCAAGCUACGAUGCAAUCUCGUCGGGAAGCUUCAUGA